Molecule: messenger RNA, 156 nt
Organism: Sphaerulina musiva SO2202
Lineage: Eukaryota; Fungi; Ascomycota; Dothideomycetes; Mycosphaerellales; Mycosphaerellaceae
Exons: 1
Source: RefSeq, a predicted model, not a curated record
CUCGGGGUAUCUGCUACUAUCGCUAUAGAUACGCUACGGUUCGUCCGUAAGUAUAGUAGCUUUCGGCCGUUUAGCGACGCGCUAUUCAAGACUGCUAUUAUCUGUAGUAGUAUCGACAGACCGGAUACUACGUAUAUCCUUAAGCGUAUUCUAUAG